Molecule: messenger RNA, 2592 nt
Organism: Pseudopipra pipra
Lineage: Eukaryota; Metazoa; Chordata; Aves; Passeriformes; Pipridae
Product: collagen alpha-1(I) chain-like
Exons: 3
Coding region: 1-2592 (863 amino acids)
Source: RefSeq, a predicted model, not a curated record
AUGGGAAUAACGCCGCCGGAUCGCCAGUCGGCAUCGUUUAUGGUCGGAACUACGACGGCGGCCUCCCGCGGGCUCGCCUUCCUUUCCCUCGCGCGGCCGCGCGCGCGCCACGCCGCCGGCCGCGGCUCGGCUGGGGCUGACCCGCCCCCGAAGCCGGCCCGGCCGGCCGGCCGGCGGCUCGGCCGCGCGGCACCACCGGACGUGCUAGAGGAGACGGCGACCCGACGAGGCGGGCGCGGCCCGGUCCCCGAGGCCCCUUCGGCCGGGGCGGCUCGCUCGGCAGCGGGCGGCGGCGCGGCGACCCGCUGCGCUCUCCGGCGCUACCUGCGGGCGGGGGGCGCUUCCCCCCGAGCCUUUUUCUUUCCUCCCUUUUCUCUCUCGCCUCUCUCUGGCUCGCCGUCGCGGCUCCGGCCGCACCGCCGCCCGGCGCUGCGCGCGGCCGGCACCCACGGGCGCCACCCGGACCCAGGCCGGCACCGGCACCUCGCCUGUUUUUACCCAAGGACACCUGAAAAGCUCGCGGGGCCGCGCGGCCGUCACACAGCUCGGUACGGUGAAGAAGCCCCUCCCCGGCGGGAGGGGCGACACCUCGCCUGCCACGGGAAGCCCACGGGCAGAGGAGACCGCCCGGCCCGAACACCGGCCUCCGCCGCGCCUCUCGGCCGGCCACGGAGGAGCGCCGGCCCGCCGGGGGCCCUCUCCCACGCCUCCCGAAAAGCCUCAUCCAUCGUCACUCGGGGAACGGCCCCACGGCCACUCUCGCUCAGCCUGCCACUACGCGGAGGACGGCACGUGCCCCAGGCCGCCGACGCCGGCGGCCCGCACGCUACUCUCCACGGCUCUCUCCCGGCCCGGCAGGAGGCGGGUGCCGCCGGACGCCCGGCUCCGGACAACCCACGCUUCCGGCCCCGCCGGGCCCACGGCCGCCCCCCGCAGAGCGGCACACCUCCAGCGUGCGAAAGCGCCACCGAACGUGCCGCGGGGCCACCGGCUUUCGCCCGCCUCGCGGCCGUCGGCUUCCCCCAGAAAGGCCGGGGGACGCCACGGCCGCCCGGGGCUCGGGGCGGGGCCCGCGCCCCUCGCUCCCCGAUUCCCUCUCGCUGCCCACGGGCUCGCGCCUCGGCGGCGGCCGGCCGCUGCCGGGCCGCUCUCGCGCUCUCACGCACUUUCUCUUCCCUGGCGCGCUCGGCGUGCUGCGGCUUAAGGCCGCCGGAGCAAAAAUCAAAAAAAACGGAAAAAAAAGGCCGGGAGGGCGCCCCACUUCGCCCGCAACCCGGCCCCCGGCCGACAGACCUUCGCGGAACCCAGCCCUCCGGCAGCCAGGCCGGCGGGGCAGGCCCGACCGCACGGGCCGCCCGGCCGCCGUGGCUCUCGCGCCGGCCUAAGAGGAGGGAGGGGCGAGGCGCCGCCGCCUCGCCCGCCAACGGCCAUCGUGCGUCCCCAGGGCUCCCCGGCGACUCUGUCGGGUUCUCGGUCUGCCGGCGCGGCCGCCGGCCACAGCCUGGCCGGCCGGCGCCGCCGCCUUCGGCCCGCUGGGCGGGUCCCCGGCUUAGGGCCGAGGAAGGGGGAACGAACAAAAGAGCCGAGGCGCGCCGAGGGCGCCGCCUCGCCCGACCAUCGGGCGGUCCCGUCACCGAGCCCCUCCGGCAACCGGCCGGGCCCAGGCGAGGCCGCACGCCCACCGCCAGUCCCCGGCACGCCGCCGGCACCGCUGCCGCCCGGCAGCCGAGGACAGGGCGCCGCCACCCAGGCCCGGGCCAUCUUCGGGGCUCUCGGGAGGCGGCCGGGGAAAAAGCCCGCGCGGGCUCGGCCCUUCGAGCCCCGGCCGCCAACCGCCCGCAACAAUGCCCGCCGCCGCCGCCGGACGACGGGCGCCGGCUUAAGGCCGGCCCACCGAAAGGACGAGACGCCGCCGCCUCGCCGCCCUCGCACACCAUCGCCUUCGCCCGGGGCCCUCAGGGAGCCGGCAGCCGCCACCGGCUCGGGCUGGACGCUGCUGUCGGGCCCCCGCGGGCCCCCCUCGGCCGUCCCAGUCCCGCACUCCCUCGGCUGCGCUUUCGCGCUCGGCUCUCGUCUUCCUCUCCCGUCAUCGGGCCCGCCCGAGGAAGCCGGUCGAGAGCCCCGCGGCUUUCUCGCGCCGGCCUUCCUGCCGCUCGUGGGGUUGGCCGGCCCGUGGCACGCGCCGAAGGCCGCGCGGCAGCAGACGCGGAAGAAAAGGGGCCCUCGGAACCCGCGCUGCUAGACAACCCCUGCCCACAAUACGGACAGACGCGUCCUGGCGCCGCCGCGCCUCCGAAGCGGCUCGAGGCUCCUCAGCGGGGAGGCGCGCGAGAGCAGGCCGCCUCUCGCCUAGACCUAACCGGAGGCGGCGCCCGACAGCGACCCCUUGGCCGACUUCCGGGGCCGGCCGCGACAACAGGUCUACCCCGAAAAUGCCGACAGGCGCCUAAGUCCCGCCGGAGCCGGGUAGACCUGGUGGCCCUGCGCCGGGACGCCGCCGGGGCGCAGGCCGCCGGCGGCGGCCGCGGCGGCCGCAUCGGCCGGCUCCGGAACCGGGUAGACCUGAUGCUCGCCAGCCCCGGAACCGGGUAG